This is a messenger RNA of Fusarium tjaetaba, 2442 nucleotides long. RefSeq lists its product as uncharacterized. NCBI's taxonomy places the organism in Eukaryota, Fungi, Ascomycota, Sordariomycetes, Hypocreales, Nectriaceae. The transcript is spliced from 5 exons. Bases 1 to 2442 code for a protein of 813 amino acids. The record is from RefSeq and is a predicted model, not a curated record.
AUGAACGCGGAUAUGGCGACCAACGCGCAGCUUGUGCACGAGGCAAGAACCAUGCCGCCGAUGCAAAAGCCGAAGACCCUCAAUGAGUUGCAGCAAAUUGUUUAUCAGUACCUGGCGAAGCAUACAAAGGGUGGUCACAUAUUAAGUUGGCGGGCUAUGGUUUCUGUCUGCGACCGCAUCCCCUUAGUCAUGAACCUCAUCACGAACCAUUUACUUGCUAUGGAUGAAGGUGACCCUAUGAAAGUUGCCGAGUGGAGCUGCAACUUUGAAAUCGACACCUUCCAUAAAUCAGUUUCAAAGGAAGUCUGGCGUGAAGAGAUGCAACGGAAAAUAAGCGAGUUUUGCAGCCAAAGAAAAGGCAACGAGCCGAGAAACGAUGUACUCAGGGACAAAUACGGCCUACCAUUUAUAUAUUCCUCCCCACGGAUGAAAACACCAGAGGAUGUCAAGUGGCUUUUCAGAGCGCGUCGUAAGCCGGUCUACCGCUGCCAGGAAGUUGAGUGCGCGCUUUCACUCAUCACGUACACUGAACAGGCUCUGCAACAACAUAUGAACAAGGAGCAUACAAAGCCGAGACAAGGUCCUCUUGAAUCUGCUCAACAGAAUCUCGCUUUGACUGUCGGAGCAGAGCUUCAUGGCGGGGAACUGACUGCCGGAGCUGCUGCAAAUCUCGUGAUGCCUUCUUCAGAUCGAUCGGGCCCCUCGGUUCCAUACACUGUCGCACAAGACCGCGCCCAAGGCGGUAAAGUUCACCGCCCUGGUAUCACUACAGAUCUUGGAAAACGGAGGCAGCCAGAGCAGAUAACAACUCGUGGCGUUCUCGACGGGCGAACCAGUCGUCCCUCAACGACAAACAAACGCCCUCUGCGAGAAAUACGUGCCAAAAGUCUUGAUGGACAAGAAUGCACUGUAUCAGCCCAAACACAGCUGUCAGUCCCAACACUUUCUAAACCCAAGUCAUUCUUUGGUAAACAGAAAGUCUGGAUGGCUCGAGGCGAAGACCUUGCACUUUUCAACACGCAUCGGCCCAAUAUUCAGAAUCUUCUUCGACAUUCCUGUAUCCCCGAGUCUAGCCAUAAACUUUGGAUCGGUCUUUAUCGAGUUGGGGCCACGGAGGAAGAAGCAAAGACAUUCGUCGUUGUUUCAUGCACCAAUCGCAGAAUCCGAAAGCUUACUCGUGAUAUCUUAAGCAGCUGUCCGAUCUUCCAGCCAGGUCAAGCACUCGAUCGAUUCAAAGUCAUCAGCAAAGCAACGCUUCCAGAGACGGCUUGCGAGCCUCAGCAGACGAUGCAAGAUGAACCAGGACUGGAAUGUGAACCGGGACUACGAAACCUAGACAAGGGCAAGAACAUUGCCAAUGACGAAUAUAAGACUAUUCGCAUAUCUCCAUCCAUCACAGGCGAUAAUUAUCUAUGUCGUCAAGUACAAGCACGCCAUGUUUCUGGCAAAGGAGAGGUGCGAUUUCAAACAGCCACUGCAGGACCCCUGCUCAACGUUGAUGGCCGUGCCUAUCAGCUCACUGUAGCGCACGUUGUCAACUUUGAGGAGAAGGAUAUCCAUAAUGUCACUAAAAGCACAACGGAUGACUGGGAUGACUGGGACGAAAGCGAUGAUGAUACCGACAUUGGUUGUUCCGCAGACGAAGACGUUGCGUCUUGGGAUAUCUCAACGAGCCGGAACAGCACUUCAGACGCCUCCGACAAUGACAUUCCCUCAUCUUUAUCAAGCGACUCAGCCUUUGAGGUUGCUACCCAACGAGACCGAAGUGGUGCAGCUAUCACAGAAGCAACGUCCACCGAUGAAGAACCCAUAGACGAGCCAGUUCAAAUGACUUCUUCGCCAGAUCUCCAUCUUUCAGAACGGCCAGUGGUUGAAGAAUUCCUCAUUGAUCAUGCCUCCCCGUAUCUAGGCUUUGCACCCGAAUCAGAGAAUUGCCAAAUCUCCAGGGAAAUGGACUAUCUUCUCAUUCCUACAAACGUCGAUCUCCAGGCAAGGACCUGUACUUCCAAUAGUUUAGAGCUGAUACAGAUGUCUGAAGCCUUUGAACUGCAAGGUAAAACAGAGCCUCGACCGGUUAUAAUUGCCACAGCAUCGGUUGGGUACGUUGGAGGCGUGGUUUUCCCGGCACCGUCAUUGCUACGACCUCGGGGCUCAAAAGAUUUCCAAACAUUAUUUUGCAUCGAGUCUGAUAGUGCUAUGCCAAAGGGAUCUUCUGGCUCGGCCGUUUUCGAUAAGCGGACUGGGUUGCUGGCUGGAUAUCUUGGCCUUGGAUGCCCUGAAAAGAAUAUCUGGUACAUGUUUCCCAUUUCGGAGGUGUUGGGUGACAUGCAGGCCAGAUUUAGUCAGAACGGGAAAUGCCAGAUACGGCUCGAUGUGGAUGCGGUUGCCAGGCUGAGCGAUCAAAGAUAUUCCCCCAACACAAAUCGCGACAGCCUGCGCUGA